GUAGCUACAUAUCAACUACAUAACACCUGUCAGAAAUAGUAAUUGUUAUUUUAAUUCUAAACAAAAUUCAUAGUCAUAUAUGUUACCCGGUGCCAUUACUACCUUAAGAAAAAUGAGCAGCUACAGUGGUCGCAAGCUAGCAGCAGUUGUCAAGGAACUGGAAGCCUUUGCUCCGAUCUCGCUGGCCGAAAAAUGGGAUAACGUGGGACUUUUGAUCGAACCGCACAAGGAGAGGGAUGUGAAACGGAUACUCCUGACCAACGAUCUCACCGAGCCUGUAAUGAAGGAGGCCGUGGAGAAGCAGGUGGAUAUGAUCAUAAGCUACCAUCCGCCAAUCUUCAAGCCCCUGACAAGAAUCACCAAGUCGAACUGGAAGGAGCGUGUGGUGGCUGCCUGUUUGGCCAACUCCAUUGCCUUGUAUUCGCCACACACUGCGUGGGAUAAGAAGUGCGGUGGCGUCAACGAUUGGCUGGCCCAAGCCGUGGCCAUUCAAAGCAUUCGGCCGUUGAUGCCAGAAAUGGGUGCAGAGCCCGGCACAGGCUCGGGGAGGCUGAUCCAGACGAAAAUGGAAAUUUCUCAGCUGGUUGAGGCCCUGCAGCGUCACAUCAAUAACAAUGUGCACGUGGCCCUGGCCGUGGGACAUGAUUCAAAGACUGUUGUGCGCACAGUGGGCAUCUGUGCGGGUUCGGGUGGUUCGUUUCUGCGUGGCAUCCAGGCCGAUACCAUCAUCACGGGCGAAAUGUCGCAUCACGAAGUGCUGGACUUCAAUCACAAUGGCACCACCGUGCUGCUCUGUAAUCAUACCAACUCUGAGCGUGGAUUCCUGCGCGUGUUUGCACCGAAACUUGGUGAACUCUUGCAGGGAGCCUGUGAAAUCCUCGUUUCGGAGAAGGACCAAGAUCCGCUAGUCACGGCCACACGGGGAUCUCCAUUGAGUGCCGCCAUCCAGCAAGCUCAACAACAAUAGAUCGCGAUUAAAAAUGCAUCUUCUUUCAUCAAAAAUAGUUUCAUUACAAAUAAAAACGACUAAAUUAUAACGUUUACACUU
Drosophila obscura is the source of this 1048-nucleotide messenger RNA. Its product is annotated as NIF3-like protein 1. The record is from RefSeq and is a predicted model, not a curated record. The coding region runs from base 80 to 967 and encodes 295 amino acids. Gene Ontology annotation, cellular component: cytoplasm; mitochondrion. The transcript has a single exon. Lineage: Eukaryota; Metazoa; Arthropoda; Insecta; Diptera; Drosophilidae.